This is a messenger RNA of Annulohypoxylon maeteangense, 921 nucleotides long. RefSeq names its product ubiquitin-related domain-containing protein. NCBI's taxonomy places the organism in Eukaryota, Fungi, Ascomycota, Sordariomycetes, Xylariales, Hypoxylaceae. Bases 1 to 921 code for a protein of 306 amino acids. Gene Ontology annotation, molecular function: protein binding. The record is from RefSeq and is a predicted model, not a curated record. The transcript has 4 exons.
AUGUCACAAUCACUACUUGAACAGCUCUUGGAUAUGGGCUUUGAGAAACAACGUGCUGAGCUGGCCGUCAAGAAGUCAGACGGGUUGCCGGAUGCCAUGGACUGGUUGGAAAAAACUCAGGAUACGCCUAUAGACGAGCUUCUCGAGGAAGAAAGCUCCGGUGCCAACGUUGCCAAAGUCGAUGACGGCACCGUAGCAAUGUCACUCGUUUGUAACGAGUGUGGCAAGAAAUUCCGCAAUCCAAACGAAGCUGAAUUCCACGCCACUAAAUCAGGUCAUACCGAUUUCGCCGAGUCCACUGAGGAGAUUGCCCCUCUCACUGAAGAGGAGAAGAAGAAGAGACUUGAAGAGCUCCGGGAGCGUGUUAAGGCCAAGAGAGCCGGCCAGGCCGAAGUGGACAAGGAAGAGCAAAAGCGAAAUGAGAAAAUCCGCCAAAAGGCAACGAGAGAGUCCCACGAAUUGAAGGAGGAACUUCAGCGUAAGGAGCAAAUGAAGGAAGCAGCCAAGAAGCGACAAGAGAAGCUUGAUGACAUGGAAGCUAAGAAGCGCAUCAAGGCCAAGAUCGAGGCUGAUAAGGAGGAGCGUCGUCGCAAGGCAGAGGAGGCGAAGGCCGCGAGAGAGGGCCGAUCCGUCCCUGUUCCCGCUGCCGCCCCGACACCCACUCCGGCUGCUACCCGACCUGCUGCCACUCACAACGAAACCCGCCUAAGACUACAAACAUCUGGCGGCAAUGUCAUGAAGACAUUCCCGGCGGAUACUACCCUUUUUGAGGUUGCACAGUCGCUAGAAUCGGAGAACGGGCUUACCGUUACCAAAUUCAUCCAGAAUUUUCCCCGAAAGAUUUUCGAAGGAACUCUCGAUCUCGGCAAGACUCUGAAGGAAGCUGGAUUGGUCCCUAGCGCUGCUCUUGUCGUACAAUGA